AUGGACCCCCAGAAGAUGAGCUACGAGGCUGGACAGGCUCAGGGCCAAGUUCAAGCCCAAACUGAGGAAAAAGCUAACAACUUGAUGGACAUGGCUAGCAAUGCUGCUCAGUCUGCCAAGGAAACCAUGCAAGAGGCUGGUCAACAGGUGAUGGCCACAGCACAAGGAGCAGCUGAUGCUGUAAAGAAUGCGACUGGCAUGAACAAAAAUUGA
Messenger RNA from Sphenostylis stenocarpa, 213 nucleotides. The record is from the annotation of a GenBank genome assembly. NCBI's taxonomy places the organism in Eukaryota, Viridiplantae, Streptophyta, Magnoliopsida, Fabales, Fabaceae.